UCACACUACAACACAAGCCAGCAACAACCAGCUAAUCUCCACGCCUCAACUUCAACGUUGACCACUCAACUCACCGACCAACUCAUCACCAUCAUGCAUUUCACAAGCAUCAUUACCGGAGCCGCCGCUCUCUUUGCAUCGGCCUCCAUGGCCCAGCCAACUGCCCGCCAGGCUCCCGUAGCCUACGCCAACGUCAUGGUCUACAACUCUGCCGACCACAGUCAACAGCCCGUCAGAAUUCCCUUUGGCCAGCUCACCAACCUCGACCAGUACAAGAUCACCAAGCUUGAUCUCGUGGGCCUCAGCGUUCACAUCCCCGACAUUCCUUCUCCUGAUAUCAAGGACGUCGUCUGCCAGCGCUACAACGACAAGUACGGUGUCCAGCUUGGCAGCACUGAGUUCACCUACGAAAACCCUGCUCUCAUUAGCACCAACCCCGUUGAGUUUGGCUGGGUCCUGUGCUAUGUCAGGGGCAAGUCUUCCUGA
Fusarium keratoplasticum is the source of this 486-nucleotide messenger RNA. RefSeq lists its product as uncharacterized. Lineage: Eukaryota; Fungi; Ascomycota; Sordariomycetes; Hypocreales; Nectriaceae. Bases 94 to 486 code for a protein of 130 amino acids. The record is from RefSeq and is a predicted model, not a curated record. The transcript has a single exon.